AUGGGUUUUGUUAAACAAGGGGGGAGAGAGAAGAAGGGUUCUUGGGGAAUAAAGCUCGAGUCUUUGUGGGCUUGGGAGAGAAGAAGCUCAGAUAAAAAGAUAUACAUGGAAUUUGGAAAGCAGAAGGGCCAUUUCAAUUUUCGAGCUCAACUUUUUUCAUGCAAAAGUGCCUCGACUAUUUCAAUAAUCCUGAAAAUUUUUCAUAAAGCCAAGUCACACUCACAAGUUAUUGUCCCAAAAGUAGACCCAACUUCAGAUCCUACGGUUCCCAUUCCAUCCACGAGUGCAGCCGUUAGGAUCAUGCCACGUGUGGCGUGGUUUCACGUGCUCAGGAUGAAUGAUAGUGUAAUGAUGGUAGGCCCUCCAAGAGUGAACUCCAGAUUAGGCUUCUCUUUCGAGCUUGAUCUUGAUAGACUCGACGAUGGGCUCAAAGCUUAUGAUUGA
Molecule: messenger RNA, 444 nt
Organism: Striga asiatica
Lineage: Eukaryota; Viridiplantae; Streptophyta; Magnoliopsida; Lamiales; Orobanchaceae
Source: the annotation of a GenBank genome assembly